Molecule: messenger RNA, 2328 nt
Organism: Pseudozyma flocculosa PF-1
Lineage: Eukaryota; Fungi; Basidiomycota; Ustilaginomycetes; Ustilaginales; Ustilaginaceae
Exons: 2
Coding region: 1-2328 (775 amino acids)
Source: RefSeq, a predicted model, not a curated record
AUGGCCGCGCUCUUCUUCAGCCUGCUCGCCCUCGACUGGCUGUCGAUCAAGUACCCCGGCCAGGAUCAGUCGCAGAUCGACCCGGAAAAGGCCGUCGAGCAGAGGAAAGGAAGCGAGCGAAAGCGGUUCCUCGACCCCAUCAUGAAGCUCGUCGCUCCGCCCUGUGACUUUUGCCUGAGAAACAUGUCCGUCAUGUUCACGCCUUCGUUCAUCCUCAUCCCGGCACGCGAGGUGAUCCCGGGCAAGGAGAUCGGCCUGCUCGCCGCCUGGUUCACAAUCAGCCAGGUGGCCGCCUUUGUCUUCCCUGUCCUCCUCUACCGCGCCCUCACGUGGCUCGAGAAGCAGCCAAAGAGGCUGCGCGAGCGGUACCAGGCGAGGCGAAAGAGGGAGCAGGACCUGCGCCGCAUCCAGUCGCGGCGCAGCAGCAACGCCACGCUGGCGGGCAGCGAGCUGGCCAAGCAGCUGAGCGCGUCGGGCGGCAACCACCGUCGCCUCAGCGUCGUCGCCAUGGGCAUCAACGACCUCACCGCCAUCGUCACCGCUCCCGUCGCCCACCUCACCAUGGGCAAGGGCAAGACGAGGUACGAAGACGAGAGGCUGCAGAUCGAGCACGUCCAGAUCGAAACGGCACGGCAGCAGGGCGACCCCGCCGUGGCGACGCCGGCCGAGAUUGCCACCAUGACGGGCUCGCCGCAGGGCCACUGGGACGGCUUCUUCCAGCAUCGCCAGAACCAUCAGCAUCGUCACCAGCAUCACCACCAUCGCCCGCAUCAGCCCCCGGGCCUGCAGAGGGGGCGAUCCUUGUCCAAGGCCGUCGAGACCGGCCGGCCCCACAGCAGCAGCAGGGGACGCAACAUGAGGCCCACGACGCCCAAGCGCUCCCAGUCUGUGCCCGCCGCACCUCUCGAGGCGGUCCGACCGGCGACACCGGACGCCGGGACUCCCAAGGCCGAGGUCCACUUCCAUCCCUCGACCAUCCCGGCCAAGUCGACCGAGGGCCAGGCGCAGGGGGCGCCUCGUGCAUCGCUCGCCGAGCAGCUGGCCGCCUACUCGCUCGACGACAUGCCCCAGCGCAGGAACCUGUCGGUCGUGUUCGACGACGAUGCCAUCACCGAUGCCGGGACGCGCCGACCCUCGAGGGCCGACAGCCAGGCGACGGUCGAGAAUGCCACCAACAAGCUGUCGUUUGACGGAAAGGGCGCCCGCAUCAACGCCGCCGCCGCCGCCGCCGCCGCCGACGACGACGACGGAAUCGACGCCGAGAAGAAGAAGGUACACUACAGCAAAGAUCAGGCUGCGCGCGACAGCACGGAAUCGGCGAAGAAGCCGCGCGUCACCGUUUCGGACGGUGACGUUGACGGCGACGGCGACGGCCACGACGACGCCACCCGACGCAGCAGCGACGCCUCGCAGCUCUCGAGCGAGUGCGAGGACAGCGCCGUCGAGCGGCUGUCGGACUGGAUUGCGGAUCUCAUCACGCCGGCAAUCUACACGAUCCUCUUUGUCGUGGGCAUCCCGCUGUUCCUGGUGCACGACUUUGCGCUGCCCCUCUUCCUGGGCAUCAACCUGCUCUCGUUCCUGGCGGCCAUCACCGUGAUCCCGCCCAAGUGGCGGCGCUACCUGCACCCGAUCCUGACGACGUCGAUUGCGACGGUCUUCAUCAUCUGGUGCUUUGGCAAGGCAAAGGGGCUCUCGAUCCGCGGCGUCAUGGACUACUACUCGAACGGCGCCAAGUACUCUGUCCUGUGGGACCUGGGCGGCUACUCGGGUCCCGUGCCGGGAGCGGGCGACCUGCUCUUCUCGACGCUCGACGCGGGCAUCGUGGCGCUGGCGGUGCCCAUGUACCGCUACCGCGUCGACCUGGCCGAAAACUUUACGCGGAUGAUGACGAUCCUGGUGCCGUGCGCGUCGCUGUCGCUCUUUUUCUGGCCGUGGAUCGGACACCUGUUCGGCCUGGACGAGGUGCGCUCGCUCGCCUUUACGGCGCGCUUUAUGAGCACGCCGCUCGCCAUCGAGAUGGCCAACACGGUGGGCGCCGACGAGUCCAUCACCGUCAUCAUUGUCGUCAUCACGGGCAUCCUGGCCGCCAUCCUCAAGGAGCCCUUUUUCCGCAUGAUGCGCGUCGACAUGGACGACCACAUCUGCGUCGGCGUCACCAUGGGCUCGACGGCCGGCGCCAUCGGAGCCAGCUCCCUCAUCUCGCGGCCGCGCGUCAUGGCCGUCGCCAGCCUGGCCUUUGUCCUGUUUGGAACGCUCCUCCUCAUCUGCGCCGCCGUGCCCAACAUUGUCGACGUCGUCAGGCAGCUCUGCGGCGCCGCGCCCGCCUGA